AAAACAAAUAAAAAAAAUAAAAUGAAUUUUUAAAAUUUUUAAUAAUCUUUAGCAGGCCAUGUGAGUUUCAGAAAAAAAAUAUCUCAGUUUAGUUUGAUGUUGCAUUUGCUUCCAGGAUGUGUACCCGUGACUGUUACCGUGUGUUGGGAUAUUUUCUUGGCUUUUUGUGGAUGGCCAGUUCCGUUUAUUAUACAGUUGAAACAAUCGAAUUACUCAAGUUGAUGAAGUUACGAUGCGAUAAAUUGCAAACCUCGGCCAGAACGAUCGAUGCAUCUGAUGACGGGCUAGCGCGGUUGCAGUUUAGUGAUGCAAUGAUCGCAAAGGUGUGUGAUUUUUACACACAUUUAGACGUGUUUGUACCGUAUCACAUCAUCACUACCGUCAUUAAGCUGAUGCCCGGUAUGUUGCUGGUUUGUGGAAUAUAUAAGAACAACAUUACCCUGGUGAAGGUGUUUGCUUUGUACGGAUUUCUAGAGGAAUGUUACUUUGUAAUUGUGUUUUCGAAAAUAUUCGCCGUCAUCCUGUCCUUUAAUAUUAGCGUGUGGGUUUACUGGAUUGUAGUAUUCUUCUGUGCGAAGCUUUUUUUUGUCAUCUGGAUAUUGUUGGGAGUAUAUGCCGCAGUUAAACCACGCACAGCAGCCCGACCACAUCGUACUUAAACCGCCCCGAACAAAAGAAGAAGUGAGAUACAAAAAAACACACCACCGUACGAUACGUUUCUUUGGA
Messenger RNA from Anopheles funestus (African malaria mosquito), 726 nucleotides. RefSeq lists its product as uncharacterized. The record is from RefSeq and is a predicted model, not a curated record. Lineage: Eukaryota; Metazoa; Arthropoda; Insecta; Diptera; Culicidae. The transcript has 3 exons. The coding region runs from base 117 to 659 and encodes 180 amino acids.